Messenger RNA from Neocloeon triangulifer, 2056 nucleotides. Its product is annotated as protein FAM114A2. The transcript has 7 exons. Bases 99 to 1955 code for a protein of 618 amino acids. Lineage: Eukaryota; Metazoa; Arthropoda; Insecta; Ephemeroptera; Baetidae. The record is from RefSeq and is a predicted model, not a curated record.
UGUUCGCUGUUCGCCAACAACAACAGGACGAGCAGCUGGCAAUGUCGAAGGUUUGACAUUUCGAGCAGACUUUUCGCAUUUUCUUCCAAGAUUUUGCGAUGGCAACGUCUGACAGCGAAGAUUUCGAAAGUGCCGACGAAGGAUUUGACACGGAGGAUUCGCCAAAGGAAAAUCCGGAACCUUUGGGGUCUGCAAAUGCGGAUCAAAAGCAAACGUCACAAAACGACGCAAAACCUCCAGUUGCGGAGGAAAAGGUAGUCGAGCCUGACGAUGAGCCAGGUUGGGAACCUGAGGAUCUGGACGAUGACAUUUUGGAAGCCAUCACAGACGAAGACUCCGUUAAUGACUCCACGAUAGCUGUUGACCGUCUGAAAAUUGAGGAGAGCCUUCCAGUAGAACCCCAGCCAAAAGCUGAAGAAUUUUCAAACCAAAAAAUCCCUGCAGGGGACAAGGUAAACGAGGAUAAAGUCGAAGAUAAGGUGGAACAGAAGCCAAUCAAUGAAGAAACCGAGGAAACUUUGCCUAAAGGAAGACGACCAAGACCAAUAAGGGAGGCUAAAAAUGUCACCAAACUUGCUUCAGGGGGUCCUAAGAAAUUGGGAAGCAAACUUCCUGCUAGUAGCAAACCUGACUUCGAAGCAAGCAAGUCCACCGAUGAAAUUUUAGAACCAAAAGUGGAAACCGUUGUUGGAAAGAUAGAAAGUCAAGAGGACCGAGUUGAGGACAAACCAGAAGUCUUAUCUGUUUUGGACAAACUUAGUUCUGCAGCCGAAGAAUCCCAGCAGAGCUCUGGAUGGGGGAGCUGGGGAGGAUGGGGAACGUCGCUUCUGUCGACAGCAACCUCCAGUGUUUCUAGUUUGGGCAGCCAUGUGAUAAGUACCGUCAUUGACACGGUUGAGAGCGGCCUGGGGGCUCCAGACCCUGAAGAAAUUGCCAAAGAGCAGCUUGCUGAGGCAGUAAAGGAGCCACUAGAUGAAGGACCCAAAUUUGAGGCAGUUGAUGAAAGCAGCAAACCCGAAGAUGGUGGUUCUUUUCCUCUUGGUAGUUGGAUCUCCGGUGUGAGUCAGUUUGGAAAAAUUGUGGAGAGCACGGGGUCAAAGGUAUUAUCUGGUGGCCUUGACACACUGGAGAACAUAGGCAAAAAGACCAUGCAAGUACUCCAAGAUGGAGAUCCGGGACUCAAAAAGAAAAGGGCACUUUUUCAGCAAGAAAAGCCUGUUCUUUCUCAAGCCCUGCGGGAAGCAAAAGAAUUGGCAGACCAAGAGGAAAAGGCAGUUGAGGAGAAAGUUGCUGCUAGAAAAGUCCACUUCGAAACCCUUUUUGAUGACUUCCAAGGUCUUGUGCAUCUUGAGGCACUGGAAAUGCUCUCUCGACAAUGCGAAAUGAAGCUCCAAUCUUCUCUUUUAAAGUUGUCAGGAGCUGAAUUGAAAGAGGCCCAUGAGAAACUUGUUGCUGUUCGAGACGAGAGCAUUUUGCCUUCUACUGAUGACGUUGAUGAGCCGGAUGGUGACAUUGCUGAAGCUGUUAAAGAAAACAUCAAUGCUCUCCCUGUGAAGGUCACAUCUGAAAAGAUUUUAAAGAUCUGGAAUUUGUUGCAACAAACGUCAGCACCUAGUAAACCCUUGAACGAAGACUACGCGCACUGCAUUAGCACCUUAGCUGAAAUGACAUCAGCCUGUGUUGAAAUAUUCCACAGAGUUGGGGAACUAUUGACAGUCAAUGAGAGCAGAGACCCUUUGAAAGAGGCUGAUGCUCUUCAAAAGCUGACGAUCAACCUGAUAUUCUUAUUGGAGAGGACAGCUACCCUUUUGUGUGACCGAUUGAAUCAGACACACGGUGAUGACGCACAGCCCAUUAUCACUAAAGUCUUUUUGGAAGCUUCCAAUAGCAGCACCUACAUUCAAGAUGCAUUCCAGCUGCUCAUGCCUGUUUUGCAGCAAGCAGCUUUACCAUGAUUCCUAAUGCCUUUCAUUACUGCAUGAGCUUGCUUCAAAGAGUUUAACUUCAUUAAUAUGUAAACUAUCAUUGAAAUAAUAAAAAUGUUAAUUAUUGGUAA